This is a messenger RNA of Schistocerca piceifrons (Central American locust), 1764 nucleotides long. RefSeq lists its product as uncharacterized. NCBI's taxonomy places the organism in Eukaryota, Metazoa, Arthropoda, Insecta, Orthoptera, Acrididae. The transcript has a single exon. Bases 1 to 1764 code for a protein of 587 amino acids. Gene Ontology annotation, molecular function: zinc ion binding. The record is from RefSeq and is a predicted model, not a curated record.
AUGGAAAAAGAACGGAUGAAGAUAGCUGAAGACAUUGCUGCAGGAAUCCCAUUACCUACUGUCCUCCAAAAAAUUCAAGAAACGGUGCAGAGUUCUAAUUUGGAGAGAGUGCAUCUUACAAUGAUGCAGGAUUUGCAUAAUAUUGCAGCUGCGUAUAACCUGUCUUCAAAGUCAGUUAGACAUUCAAAUGAUGCGAUCAGUGUUGAAGCUUGGGUGCAAGAAGUGCAGCAAAGUGACAAUCCAUGUGUAUUGUUCUAUAAGCCUCAAGAAACAAUUAAUGAUCUGUACCCUGAACUGAAAAGUGAAGACUUUGUAUUAAUUAUAAUGAACAACGCACAAGGCGAAAUAUUAACUAAAUAUGGAAGUGACUGUGUUUGUGUCGAUGGAACUCAUGGCCUAAAUGGCUAUGAUUUUGAAGUUACAACAUUACUUGUACUGGAUGAUAUGAGGCAAGGAUUUCCAUGUGCUUUUCUCAUAUCUAACAGGAAUUACUCACAUGUUUUGAGUAUAUUUUUCAAUUGUGUUAAGUCUCAGGUUGGACAGAUUUCCCCAAAAGUAUUCAUGAUGGACCUGGCAGAAUCGUAUAGUAUCGCUUGGAACAAAACAAUGGGACAUCCUGAAAUGAGACUUUUCUGUACCUGGCACGUCGAUAGAGCCUGGAGGGCCAAUAUUAAGAGCAAAAUUAGAAGUUUGGACAAGAGAAACGAGGUGUACAAAAUUGUCAAAUCAUUAAUGCAGGUAAGAGAUGUUGUUGUGUUUCAAGAAUCGUUGGUAAAAGCAUUGCAGAAACUCAACAGCGAUUCAGAGACUUCAGAAUUUGGUCACUAUUUCAAGACGUAUUAUGAAAAAAAUGUGAAGUGUUGGGCAUAUUGUCAUAGGAUCCGAUCCGGGCUCAACACAAACAUGCACCUGGAGAGCAUGCAUAAGACAUUGAAAUAUAUACAUGCUAAUGCAAAGCAGGUAAAACGUUUGGACAAAGGUAUAUCCGCUUUGAUGUCGCUUGUAACAGCAAAGCUGUUUGACAGGCUCAUUGUCAACGUGAAAGGGAAGCUAACAAGUAAAAUGAAAAACAUUCGCCGUAAACACAAAUGCAGCAUUCUGAUGAAUAAGGACUCAAUUAGGAAGGUAGGCAGAGGUUGGGAAGUACCAGCCACAAAAUCACAUGAAGUUUACCUUGUAGAAGAAAAUAAUAUCUUCUGUAACUGUAAAUUAGUGUGCACUGACUGUAAAGUGUGCAUUCAUAGGUAUUCCUGCACGUGUAUUGAUUAUAGCAUUAAGUUAAAUAUGUGCAAGCAUAUACAUAAUGUUUGCCAACUAGACAGUACAGAACAAAAUCCUUUUGAAAUUUCUGAAUUACAAGAUGCAGUAGCUACAGAUGUUGGAGAUAUGUCUUGCAUUAAUGAGAAAGAAGUGAUUUUGAAGCAAGUAAGUGGAAAUGCUAAUUCCUGCACCCCAGAAGCAUUGGCAGAAGAGAAGAGAAAAAUUAUUUCUAGGUUUUCAGAAAUUGUUUCUGGUAUGUCAGCUACUGAAGUUCAGCUGGCUAACAAAAUGGUGACUUCGUUGAAGGUUAAUGUAGGUGCUGUUCGCACCAGUAGUGGUAUCUCUUUCAUUAGCCCACAAAGAAGUCUCAAGAGGAAACUUUUGCCCCAGAGGAGGCUGUUUUCAACAAAGAAGACAAGUUCCUCAAAACGCAUAUCCAUGGCAGUUCCUAAUGCAGAAGAAACCAACAACAUCCUGAGAACACUUCUGGAUGAAGAUUUAUAG